UACUUACCCAUGUAUCAGAUCGUGUAAGUAUUGAUCAGUUUAAUUUAAAAAAUAUUUAUUAUUUGUUUCGAAUAUGUACGUAAUACGUCACGUAUGUAGUUGAAUUAUACUGAAACUAAACUCAACUAUAGCUAAAUAAUAACAAGAUUAUUUCAAAUUAAUUAUCUGUGCAUAAAAGAAAUACACAAAGUGUUGGCAAAUAUUAAUUUUUUGAGAUUGGUUCAUACAAAAGACAUUGUUAAUCAUAACAAAUCCCAAAUCGUCUUGAACUGAAAUAUAUUAGAUCAGUCAUUGCAAAUCCGAGAACACAUCUACAUAGAAAUUCAGUACAUUCAUGAGAGAUGUCGAAAAAUCCGCUAGCAAAUCUAGCUUCACUGACGUUAACUUUGCUCGUGUUCACCCAAUCGACCACCAUCAAUUGUUCCAUUAUCGCUCCUCACAAAGACACAAUUUUCUCUGCCAAUAAUGUCAACAAACAAAUCUCUCCCCCAUACGAAGAACUACAUAAAUCAUCGGCCUCAUCUGAAAACGCCUUCAAAUUGACCUCUUCGCGUUUCAAACGCUCUACUUCUCCAGAACCGGACCAACAAUUGGACGAAUGCGUCAAAGAAAUACAAAGUGAUCACUUGGAAGCAGCCAAAGAGAAAUUGAGCCGAAUCAACGACACAACGAAAAUCGACCUCAUAGUACAAAAAGCGUACAAUCAACAUCACGAAAAUUUCGACAAAAUUUUAAAAUUCGGGGACAUGAUCGAUGAUGUACAUCGUCGUUUGUUGAUUUACAAAGCUUUAUUUAACGAGUUGAAUACGUCGGGACAUUUGGAAACUUUAUCGCUAAUUUUGUUAACGGAACAUUUGAGGUUCAAAGUGAUGACUCAAGAUGAUGGUAAACCAGAAAUAAAACGAGAAUCUGGUUUGCUAUUCGAUGCGAUUGAAAAUGCCAUAAUGAAGCUAUCGAUACAAAAAAUUACAAACUUGUUUUUAAAUAAAACCAUACCAGCUUCUACAGGAGUAGAUUUGAGUUUACCAAUGUCCAGUUUCGAGUAUACUUAUAAAGUGAUACGAGGAGUAAUCGAUAAUAUUUUGGAAAAACUAGGCACCAAGAAAAUCCUAUCAAUGGUGCACAAGACUAACAGCGUUAAAUACAUCGAAUACGUGAUCGCGUUCCAGAAAGCAAUUUUUAAUAAAAUACAAUCUAACGAUAGCAUGAAAAACGAUUUAGUCGAAUUAGCUAUCCGUAUGAACGAAUUAAUGAAAUCCGAAGCCUACAACAACACACCGUCGUCUAUCAAAGCACACAUUGAAGAAGUCAAGCAAAACCUACCAAAAUCGGUGAGAAAUAUAGCCUUCUCGUCCCAAGUAUGCAUAAAGAAUACUCAAUAUAACGAAUUUUUGUACGCUGCUGAUCCAACCGAUGAUUUUUACGAUCGAGAAAGACGUUACGUAUUCACCUUACUCGGUGGUACCAAAACUGAUCCUAUGGAACCGAGUAAAUUUUUAUGGAAACUUGAGCGACGAAAAGACGAUGCAUUCGAGAUGAUCAACGAUCAGUACAAUGAGCAUUUGUUCGCUGGUGACCCUAAAUGGGACGACGAUAGACGUUGUGCAUUGACUUGGACUCCAGGUGGAGAUUGCGUCAAUUAUAGUGGUUGGAUAUUCGAACCAGAAGGACAAGAAGUUUAUAUAAAGAAUUAUUUUGAGAAUGAAUAUUUGUUCGCAGAUCAUGAUAAAUUACACGAUAAUAAACGCAAAGUGUUUACUUAUGUUCCGAAGAGGAAAACGCCAGAUAGUACAUGGGAAAUUAUAGAUUGUUCUAAAUAAAUUAUUUUCGUUAAA
This is a messenger RNA of Planococcus citri (citrus mealybug), 1835 nucleotides long. RefSeq lists its product as uncharacterized. The coding region runs from base 342 to 1820 and encodes 492 amino acids. The record is from RefSeq and is a predicted model, not a curated record. The transcript is spliced from 2 exons. Lineage: Eukaryota; Metazoa; Arthropoda; Insecta; Hemiptera; Pseudococcidae.